AUGAAAGCGAUAGAGGAUGGUGAAUAUGAUGUUGCACUGGGAACUACAUUCACUGAACCAACAAGGGAACAAUAUCAUACUUUACUCUUUAACAUAAAGCCAAACAGUCUAGAUACAACUAAACCAGGCUUUAUACGAUCUAAUCAAGGUCAUAUCAGUGUACAAUACCAUAAUCAAAAUAACCCAAAUGAGAUGAUAAAGUAUGAAGGUCCACUUGGAAAGAAAGCACAGAACAAUACAGUUGAAUGUCUAUUGAUAUUUGAUAAUGGAGUGUUUAGAUUGGAGAGGCUAUCAAGUUCAUCUCAUCUAAAGAAGCAGAGCGUAGGCGGACCACCUCCAUCAAUCAAUGACCCAAUAUACAAUGAGGUCACUUCAUUAUCUACAUCAAUGCAAUCAUCAUCUAUACACUCGUCGUCUUCAAAGAAGAAGAUGGAGGCAGAGGAAGUGUUCCCGUCUCAGUAUCUUAAGAAACAGAAGAAGAACGAACCAGAUACAUUUACUCCUCCACCAAUGUCAGCUCCAAGCGAACUACCAACGACAUCAUCUUCUCGAAGAUCACGAUCAUCAGCCAACUCCACACGAGCACAGCCUCCUCCCAUGUCCAACACACCAUCAUCUUCUGCUUCUCUACCUCAUAGACAUGGUUCGAGCAGUGGCUCAUCACACUCUAGUCAUUCCAAGCACUCUAGCAGCGCAAAGACAUCGACACCUCACGACCUGUCAAUCUCUGAUGAGUUUGAUGACUUUGCAAAGGAGCUGGAGGACAUCAACAAGGACGAGAUCGAUGCCUCGAUGGAGGACAUUGAUUGGGCCGAGUAUCCAGUUGGUGGCGAGGCUGGAGGCCACGCCUCACUCACGACCUCUAGUGACAUGAAUGAUAUCCUGUCGCAGGACAUGAAGAUUCUGGACAGCCCUCUCGAAACCGAUAUUUCCACUACCAUUGGUGGUCGCAACACCAACAGCAAGACAAUAGCUCCACCCGUUCUUGUAACAACUGUCAACCCUCCAGGCUUUGCAGGAUUCAAGGCCGGUGGGAAUGGUGCCGCACCAAAAGUGCACCAUCAGAUGGCACAGAAGCAACCUCCACCUGGUGUUCACUAUCACAGCGACCACAGCGACACAAGCGAGAGCGAUAGCGAGUCUGUGUCCUCGAGCUACUCAUCAAGCGACUCUGAGAGUAGUAGUGAUGCAUAA
Molecule: messenger RNA, 1194 nt
Organism: Acytostelium subglobosum LB1
Lineage: Eukaryota; Evosea; Eumycetozoa; Acytosteliales; Acytosteliaceae
Exons: 4
Coding region: 1-1194 (397 amino acids)
Biological process (GO): regulation of transcription elongation by RNA polymerase II; positive regulation of DNA-templated transcription
Cellular component (GO): super elongation complex
Molecular function (GO): transcription elongation factor activity
Source: RefSeq, a predicted model, not a curated record